Perkinsus marinus ATCC 50983 is the source of this 369-nucleotide messenger RNA. RefSeq lists its product as hypothetical. The coding region runs from base 1 to 369 and encodes 122 amino acids. Lineage: Eukaryota; Perkinsozoa; Perkinsida; Perkinsidae. The transcript has a single exon. The record is from RefSeq and is a predicted model, not a curated record.
AUGGUUAUGGGCAACCACUCGUCCGGCAAAUCUACCUUCAUCAACUGGUUCGUCGAUGCCCCUGUACAGAAGGUCGGCGCUGCAUUGGAGACCACCGGCUUCACUAUAGUCACUGCAGGCAGCCAAACUGGACGUGAACUCAAUGGCGAAUCCACCAUGUUGCUCUACCCCCAUCUAAAGUCCCUCAUUGACCGCGAUCCGAGGAUGCUAUCACAUCUUGUCACUAAAACUGUUCUCCCUAGCGAAGCGGUGGCCCCUUUCCUAUCAAUGCUGGACAUUAUAGACACUCCUGGCCUCGCUGAUGGCGGAUUGGAGUACCCGUAUGAUGUUGUUGCUGCAAUUGAGUUCUUUGGUAAGGAGCUGACUUGA